GUAAUAGUUUGUUUACUAUCAUAUACUAUCAUAUGUUUAUUAUUUAAAAUCUAAACAAUGAAAUCAACUGUCAAUUAUUUAUAAAACAUAUUAACACAACAAUAAUGGAUACAUACGAUAAUUUUCUCCAAAAACAUCAAACGCAGCUCGAACUGUCAGGUAUUCCAGAAAUUUAUUGGCCAACGUUGUUUAAAAAAUUGAGUGAUAAAAUUUUUGACGCUGGUCUUGUUUUUGAAAUCGCUAAAAUUGAUUACACUGAUGUAGUCAAGACCCCACAGGAUCCGGGUUACAAAUUAUUUGUAGCAGCUGAAGAGGGUUUAGCAUGCGAUGAUCUAAGUAAUAUUUAUUUAAUUGAUCACGCCUGGCUGUAUGAUAUCAAUUUUGCACAUCGUCAUUUGUCUGAAAUUCCUGGUCUAUUAGAUCGUUUGUGCAAUCUGAUGUCCUACGAUGGGAGUGAAGAAGAUAAAAAUGAUAAAAUAGAUUUCGUUCUCAAAGAAAUGUGGAGAUACAAUCAAUUUUAUACAUUAAACCAAGGAACGGUUGAGGAACGUCUGCCACUUUGGUAUAUAAUGGACGAAGUUGGAUCAGCAAUAAAUCAUAGUGAUGAUCCUAAUUUUCGUACCGUUCCUUUCCUGUAUUUAAAUGAAAAUGUGACUUACACUUUAUUGUUUCCUAUCAAGAAUACUGAAUUUAAUGAAGAGGUAACUCGAGAUUUUGUUGAGAAUCAAACGAAUGAUCUGGAAAAAAGGCGUGCUUUACUUCUUCCCUGGGUUGAUCAUGAUUUUACUGACAAAAGUUUCACUCAAAUUGAACCAGAUGAACAGUAUUUUUUAUCUGGUCGUAUCCCUGAAACUUUACCUCAAAUAAAUGAAUCAGUGAAUAGCCAAAAUGGUGAGAGUAAAAAAGAUAAAUUAAAAGUCUUUAGCCAGUAUGAUAUUGUCAGCCAGUAUCUAACAGAUCCGGCCUUUGAACUUGUCGAUAAUGAACAAGAAGCUGAUGUACUUUGGUUAAUUGUUCACUUUAAGGAUUAUAAAAAACUAAGCCAAGAAUCUCCUUACACAUUUAUCAAUCAAUUCCCGUAUGAACAUGUUCUGACUACAAAAGAUUUAUUGUCUAUUGUCUGUCGGAGAAAAGCUGCUGAUAAUUUAUAUAAUCCAGAGACAUUAGAAACUUAUCCUUCGUGGUUGCCGACUACUUACAAUUUAAGUACUGAGUUGGUUGAAUUCGUAUCGUAUUUUCAAAAUCGUCAAGCUAGAGAUUUAGACAAUCACUGGAUUUGCAAGCCGUGGAAUUUAGCAAGAGGAUUGGAUACUCAUGUAACAAAUAAUUUAUUUCAUAUUUUACGUUUACCGAGUACUGGACCUAAAAUCGCACAAAAAUAUAUUUCAUCUCCGGUUUUAUAUCCAAGACCUGGUGUAGGCAAUGUCAAAUUUGACGUCAGAUAUGUUGUGUUAUUAAAAUCUGUUAAACCAUUGGUAGUUUACGCGUAUUCAAAUUUUUUCUUACGUUUCGCUAACAAAGCAUUUGCUCUGAACAAUCUCUAUGACUACGAGCAACAUUUUACGGUAAUGAAUUAUUCUGACGAAGCUGAACUUUAUCAUGUCAAGUGUGCUGAUUUUGUUGUCGAGUGGAAUAAAGUCCAUCCGGAUAAUGAAUGGAAAAAUAACGUUGAGAUUAAAAUAUUUAAAGUUAUUAAAGAUGCUUUGGAAGCUGCUACUGUUGCUCCGUUGGGUAAAGGGGUUGCUGCUAAUCAGCAAAGCCGAGCUCUGUAUGCUGUUGAUUUAAUGUUGGAAUGGAAAAAUAAUGAAAUUAAUCCUGUUCUACUAGAAUUUAAUUUCUCACCUGACAAUAAACGCGCAUGUGAAUAUUAUCCGGAUUUUUAUAAUAAUGUUUUCAAAUUUUUGUUCCUAGACAUUGAUGAUACUAAUGAUUUUGUGGAACUAUAAUUUAAUUUAAUUUGAUUUUAGUAUUUUUUUAAAUUUAUAUCCGUGUAUUUUUGCAUAAUUAAAGGGAUAUCAAAGUAUGUAAUUAAAAGGCAAAUUUAAUUUACAUUUUACUACCUAACACAUUGUAAGCUUUAUGGUUGUUCAAGUGAUUUAGCUAUUUUUAAAGUGAUGUAUGACUAUAAACAUAAAUGUGUGAAUGUACGCAUACGUCAGGAUGGCAUUUAUUGUCUGGAUAUAAAUUAUUAGAACUUAUCUCAUCUGUUUAUUAUCAUGUUAACAGGCUAACUUUGCUUUUUAUUUUCUUAUUUUAAUGAUUGAUGAUCAAAACAUUUGCCCUUCAUAACAUAAUUUUAAAAAAAAUAUCUUUUUAUUGUAUAUCUAAUUUUUAAACAAACAUAUUUUUACUUCGAAAUUAAUUCCGUGUGAAGGCUGGUCGUAAACAUGGAGAAUACGGACAUAAAUUGUCUGCCGUAAUACAGAAAUGUAUUAACGCAGUAUUCUACUUUGAGGGUACAAAAAAAAACGUUAUUUUUUUAUGAAUUUUUAAUGAGAUUAUGAAUAAAGAUUUACAUGUAGAGUUUCUUAGGCUUAAUAAAUACACUAAUGAAAUACAUUAAAAAAAUUUUUCGUCUCGAUUAGUAGGUGGGUUUGCGCUUGGUGUUACAAUUUCAAAAAAGGACAAUCUGAAUUAGAAAAUUUUUUAAUUUUUAGACUCAACAUAUCACUAUCAGCCGAC
Molecule: messenger RNA, 2682 nt
Organism: Microplitis demolitor
Lineage: Eukaryota; Metazoa; Arthropoda; Insecta; Hymenoptera; Braconidae
Gene: TTLL12
Product: tubulin--tyrosine ligase-like protein 12
Exons: 2
Coding region: 105-1946 (613 amino acids)
Biological process (GO): protein modification process
Source: RefSeq, a predicted model, not a curated record